CCCUACGGAGCCCUUCUCCCCCACCUCUCUCUCCCAUCCAUCGUUUUCACCAACCUCUUGGCUUUUCCUUAUUAUUGGUUUUUAUUUUCUCUCUUUUGACUGUUCCCUCUUCUUCUUCUGCUUUUCACUGGCCACACACUUGUUCAAACCAUCAGAUUUCUAGUUUUCCUUUUCCCCCUUAGAAGAAAGCGAAUGCUCUUAUAACCAAGACAACCACAACAAGAAAGCGGAAAGAAGAGAGAAGAGGAGGUCAGUGGCGGUGUCUGUAGAACAAGAAGAAAAAACAAGUCACCACCAUCUCUCUCUCUAUCUCCCUCUUAAAUGUCGAAAGAAAUAAAUGUGUUUUUCUGCCACAGAAGACAUGAACAUGUAGGACAUCUCUCUCUCUCUUUCUCUCUCGUGGUUGAGCCGAAGCAAAGGGAAGCGAAAGUUGCAGAAAGGUGAAGACGCGUGGUUUGUUGUUGUUGGGUACCUUGUUUUUCUUGUGGAAGAAGAACCAGAUUAGUAGAGAGGGAGGGUAUCUAUAUAUAUAUACACAUCGAGAGAGAGAGAGAGAGAGAGAGAGAGAGAGAGAAUGGGAGUUUGCAUAUCGAAACCAGAGGGAUGUGUUGGUUUAAAGGGCAAGAAAAGGAGCAGGAGGCGGAGGAAGAGGCACAUCAGGAGGACUAAUGACGGAUCGUUGCAGAGGUUUGACGGAUCGACUCCGGCGUCCGAUCGCCGGUCCCUCAGCAUUAACGGUCAAGGGAGUACCGAGGAGGUAUGGUUUGAUUCCAUUGCAAUGCCAGACUCUGAUUGUGAUGAUGACUUUGUUAGUGUCCUUGGAGAUUUGUCAUGCCCCCAUAGCUUGGAUGGAGCAUCUCGAUUCAGUGUCUCUUCUAUCAGUGAUGCAACUUUGAGUCAUGAAAGUGAAAAGUUGCCAUUUGACCCUCCUGAUGAUAAGCGGAUGGCAAAAUUAUCAUCUGAUGGAAUGAUUGAAUCUGGUGAUUCUGCUACUUUAGUGUCUGACACAAACAAAGCUAGCUUGCAGUCUAAACUUGAUUGUAACAUGAACAGUGGAAGAUCUUCUUUGAAGCAUAAUGAUGAAACUUUGUCAUCAUCUGCCGAAGAUUCUGACAAGGAUGAUGCAAAAACAUUUGACCACUGUGGAAUCCUCUCAAAUAGCUCAUGCUUGCCUUGUCUUAUUCCAACUGAAACGCCCAUUGACAAGAGAAGACCACUAAGUCCUGGACCUCCAAGUGCAAGACGAAAGGCUCCUCUAAAGCUUUCUUUCAAAUGGAAGUCUCUGGAUGGAAGCAGUACUACUUCAUUUAUUUCUUCGAAGAGUUUUAUACAGAGGCCAAUAGCUGGUUCUCAGGUUCCAUUUUGUCCUCUAGAGAAAGGAAUGUCAGAUUGCUGGUCUCAGAUAGAACCUAGAACUUUCAAGGUUCGAGGAGAUAACUAUCUUAGGGAUAAAAAGAAAGAAUUUGCUCCAAAUUAUGCAGCAUUUUACCCUUUCGGUGUUGAUGUUUUCCUGUGUCAAAGAAAAAUUGAGCAUAUUGCUCGUUUUGUCAAUCUCCCCAACCUGAGUUCAUUUGGAAAGGUUCCUCCAAUUCUAGUAGUGAACGUUCAGGUACCUUUGUAUCCGGCAACACUCUUCCAGAAUGAAACAGAUGGAGAAGGCAUGAGCAUUGUUUUGUAUUUUAAAAUUUCAGAUAGUUAUUCUAAAGAACUUCCGGCGCAUUUCCAAGAUAGCAUCUUGAGGCUAAUCAAUGAUGAAACGGAAAGGAUCAAAGGAUUUGCUGUAGAUACAGUAUUACCAUUUCGAGAAAGAUUAAAGAUUUUGGGUCGUGUUGUGAAUGUGGAUGAUCUUCAUCUAAGUGCUGCAGAGAAGAAAAUCAUGCACGCUUAUAACGAAAAGCCUGUCCUUUCUCGACCUCAACAUGAUUUUUACUUGGGUCCAAAUUAUUUUGAGAUUGAUUUGGACAUGCAUCGAUUUAGUUACAUCUCUAGAAAAGGGUUUGAAGCAUUUCAAGACAGACUGAAAGUGUGUGUCUUGGAUGUUGGCUUGACGAUCCAGGGAAAUAAAGCUGAAGAAUUGCCGGAGCGAAUAUUAUGUUGCAUCCGGUUGAAUGGAAUUGACCGCACAAAGUAUGACCAACUUGUGACCGUGUAGCUGCAGCAAUUUUCUGAAACUGGAGGUCCAUUUCAAUGAUAAGAUUUGCUUCAAAUAGAGCCAGAUGGAAAUGCACUUCAGACUUGCAGCUGCAUGCUCGUCUGGGUUAGUUGCGGACUCAUCCCAUCGGCAACGCUUGGUUAAUGCAAAGGCCCCUGGAACGUAGAGAGAUGAAAAUGAGACUAGAUCAAUUUCAAAUAAAUAAAACUGCGGGGCCCCAGAAAGGAGAAAAAUUAAUAUGCUGGAUGUAGGCGAUGGUUUCAUUAGAUAUAAUCAGCCUACUGAUCUAAUUAUUCUUUCUCCUUGUAUACUGUUUAAUGCAAAUUCUAAUUCAUUCUAAUUGAUGAAACAAGUUUUUCCUUGUUCA
Molecule: messenger RNA, 2519 nt
Organism: Nymphaea colorata (pocket water lily)
Lineage: Eukaryota; Viridiplantae; Streptophyta; Magnoliopsida; Nymphaeales; Nymphaeaceae
Exons: 10
Coding region: 575-2152 (525 amino acids)
Source: RefSeq, a predicted model, not a curated record